CACGAGGCGCUACGACGUAGCGCGAGACAGGCGAACAGAAAGCGCCAAUGGACACGGCGUAUUAACCUCUUAGAGCGGCAAUAAACAUUUCUUUUUUUUUAAUUGACUCCCGGUCACUGCUGGUCAGGAACAGCCUUGCGGUACAGUGGAGGGGUUUGGGCAGGGGGGCGCGCAGGUGUGCAUGACACCGGAUGCCUUAAAAGGACACGGGGACGGGGACGGUGUGGUGAGACAAGCUUGCAUACCCUGCACAACACGUCUCUGUCCGCCAGACGAGGGACAGGACGGCAUGCCAAACCCUUGAGUCGACUAAACGCAGCCGACUUUUCCGGUGGAAUAAUACCUGUAAGCAAAAAAAUAAAAAAUAAAUAAACAGCAACAACAACAACAAAAAACCCCAAACUAAAACUGAAACUUUCCUAAGAAAUGGCAAAUGACGACCGCAUGGCCAUUUUGGCUGAGGAAGAUGAGGAAGAGCAGAAAACGAGCAGUGCUCUGUCAGAACGCUUUAACCGCCUCUCCUUGGCGGUCCAGGACAACCCGCCCACUGCCCCCGCAUUUGAUCCCGUUGAGUCCGACCUGGAAAUCCUGACCGCAGAGUCACAGAAUAACCUGAGCUGUUGCGACCGCGUGUGUCUCCGGAUCAACCAGAACCUCCUCAUCUCAAAAGUGUUCUACUUCUUUUUCUAUGCUGCGUACGGCUCACUGUACCCCCUGCUGCCUGUUUACUAUAGGCAACUGGGGAUGAACCCCAGUUACAGUGGGUUACUGGUGGGGAUCAGAUACUUUAUCGAGUUUUGCAGUGCCCCCUUUUGGGGUGUUGUGGCUGACCGUUACAGGAAGGGAAAAGUUGUGCUGCUGUUCUCUGUGUUUUGCUGGGUGGUGUUUAACUGUGGGAUUGGCUUUGUCAAGCCAGCGGCCAUGAACUGCAGGCUGGUGAACCCUGUCACUACAACUUUAGCACCAACAGUAACCUCCACCAAUGGGACUUCUGCACCAACGGUAACCUCCACUAAUGGGACUUUAGCGCCAGUUGUAGCCUCCACCGUUGGCACUUUCCCACCGGUUCUAGCCUCUACAAAUGAGACUUUCAGACGAGAGAAAAUUUUCACCAAUGGGACUUUAUCACUAGCUGCUUCUUCAGCCAAUGGGAAUGGAACAACCCUCCCACUUGGCUCGUCCACCAACCUCACAUCGGUCGAUGGCUCUUGGCACAGGUUCAGGCGAGAAGCUAACAUCAGUGUUAGCACGGCUCAGAGUGUCCCGGCUGGUACGGUACAGCCCACGCAGACGUUUACAGCACAGCCUGACUCAAGCUCCUCUACUUCAGCUGAAGGCAACAUGAGUUCUACCUCAACACUUCCUCCAGUCCAGAGUACCACCACCGCCUCACCACUCCUCCCUACCACGGCCACACAGCCCCAGCACGUCAUUGACUAUAACCCUGAUCAGGUGGAGGCCAUCUUCCUCCUCCUUCUGCUCGUGGUCAUCAUCGGAGAGUUCUUCAGUGCGCCUGCCGUCACGAUUGUGGACACGGUGACUCUGCAGUACCUGGGCCCCCAUCGCGACCGAUAUGGGCUGCAGCGGAUGUGGGGUUCACUGGGCUGGGGCUUGGCCAUGCUCACCGUGGGCAUCGCCAUCGACCACACGCACGGCGUCCGCGUCAUCGCAGGCGUCGCUGGCUGUGUGCCGCCCGACUACCACAACUACCUGGUGGCCUUUGCUGUCUUCGGCGUGCUGAUGGUGACUGCACUGGGCGUCGGCACACGGUUCCAGUUCAACACCCGGACGCCGGAGGAGGGCGAGGGUCGCCAGAACCAGACCGACAGCCAGACCGGCGACUGCCGGCCGGUCGGCGCAGAAAACGCAGCGCCGCCUAGUGGCGAGGAGUUCCGGUAUAUGGAGUUGCUGAGACUUCUGUGCGGUGUGCGGUACAGCACGGUGCUGUUCGUGGCCUGGUUCAUGGGCUUCGGCUAUGGGUACGUGUUCACGUUCCUCUACUGGCACCUGGAAGACCUGGACGGGUCGGCCACGCUGUUUGGGGUGUGCUCCAUCCUCAGUCACCUGUCCGAGCUGGCAGCAUACUUCACGAGCCACAAGCUCAUCGAACUGGUGGGACACGUCAGGGUGCUGUACAUUGGGCUGGCGUGCAACACGGCUCGCUACCUCUACAUCUCCUACCUGCACAACGCCUGGACCGUGCUGCCAAUGGAGGUGUUGCAAGGCGUGACGCACGCUGCAGUGUGGGCAGCGUGCAUCUCCUACCUGAGCGCUGCUGUCCCGCCCUCUCUGCGCACGUCAGCUCAGGGCAUCCUACAGGGUCUCCACCUCGGCCUGGGCAGGGGCUGUGGAGCCAUGGUGGGAGGAGUCUUCGUCGACUACUUCGGCGCCGCCAGGACAUUCCGAGGGCUCGGGAUGGUCUCUCAUCUCCUCCUCUUUAUCUUCAUCCAACAUGUUUCCGAGAAGGACGAGCAUGCAGAGGACAAGAUGCUCGCAGAGAACAUUCCAGUUCCAUCCAGCCCAGUUCCCAUAGCAACCAUAGACCUGGUCCAAAACCAGGAAGCAAUGACGCACACCCCGAGGGCGGAGCCUAAAUCCCUGGCUCGAAAAAUGCAUCACCAGGUGGAACUGGAGGACGGCAGCAAGCCGGCGUGGGCCCUCACUGUGUCGCCGUGGGUUACCAUCACUUUUGCCGUGUUCCAGGUGAAAGAGAUCAUCCUCAUGAUGAAGAAGGCCCCGCCCACCGAGGCCCACCCCCUGCAGGACACAAAUGAGCCUUCUCCAGACUCCCAGAGCCAGGAUGCACACCCCAGGAGUGUAGUGAGCACUGGCCAAUCGGAAGGCUCUCCCGAUGAAGCCCCGCCCCUACCAGGAGGACGGGCCCCAGCACCAUAGCCUACCUCCCCUUCAUAACCCCCCAAAGGACCCUGGGGCCACUGCGUCCUCCUCCUGGAGAAGUCCUCCCCUCCAACCCUCAUAGCAAUGAAGGACCCUUUUCUGACGAUUUUAAGGGGAAAAAAAAACAAAAAACUCUUUUUAACGUUAUGGAACAUGAUGUACGCGUUUUGCGUUCCCAGCAUGGUUAGACGUCAUUUUCCCGUACUUCCGUAGGUUUGUUUGAGUUCUUAGUACAUUUUAAACGUCCGGUGUGGUGGUGGUCUCCUGCUGAACAAAGGCAGCUUAAAUGGGAGCGCUGGUCGUUUCUUUCAGCAUUGGAACGGUUUAUUACGGCUGCUUCUGCCACGUCUUCCCCAAGCUCGGGAGUGGCCGAGUCUGGUUCUUUAGGAUAAAGUCUCUUGCAUUCAGGUCCUGUUCUGGCCCGGAUCUUCUGUAGAUCGUCAUGGGUUUGGUAAUUAGCUGACAUGUGGGUGGCGAUUUACAGCACAGAAGCACUAAUCUAUGCAAGUCCACAGCCCUCCAGAUCUGCGAGUGUGUUCUGCCUUACUGUAUACGGAGAGAUUCUUGUUGCCAUCACCUCAGAUCUGAGAUUUUGCCACCAGAGGGCAGUAUUGUAGCAGGGAUAUUGGGCUAUCGCUCACCGUGCACAGUAAUAUGCGGAAUCUCAUAGCUAUGAAAUGCAAGCCUCAUAAAACUGACAUGAAUAAAUAACACUACAUUUUCUUAAAGCCAAUCAGAAAUGUGUGUGCUUCUGCGCCUACAGUGUACACACAUCAUGGAAUGCAUUUGUGUGUGUAUAACAGACAUACGGAGUUAAAUGUUAAACUGUAUAUUCACAGAUGCAGGGAUUGCAUUGAAAACCAGGAUUUCUUUAAACUCAAAAGGGGACGUUGUUCGGCAGAGACGAGGGACAUUCCCAUUGGCCGUGGUGUCCAGCUACAUAAGGAUCUCCGUUUUCCGGAAACAGCCCUGUGCUCACUAUGAAAGAAAUGUAUUUUGCUGUUUCCAAGAGGUUUUUCAUUAAUAAAUCAAUGUUUGUUGCUUGUU
This is a messenger RNA of Electrophorus electricus (electric eel), 3945 nucleotides long. RefSeq names its product major facilitator superfamily domain containing 6a (gene mfsd6a). Lineage: Eukaryota; Metazoa; Chordata; Actinopteri; Gymnotiformes; Gymnotidae. The record is from RefSeq and is a predicted model, not a curated record. Gene Ontology annotation, biological process: antigen processing and presentation of exogenous peptide antigen via MHC class I. Gene Ontology annotation, cellular component: plasma membrane.